CACAUCACUUCCAACAACAUCCUAGUCUCAUCUAUGAGGAGUUGACCAGUCAUGAACGAGUCCUUGAAUGAGAGCCAAUAUGACUAUGACUAUGACGGUGACGAUAACUUCUGUAAAAAGGACGAUCUGGUCACAUUUGGAUCCUACGUUGUCCCUGUUUUCUUCUCUGUGGUGAUCACACUGAGCCUCACAGGAAACAUUCUUGUCCUUGUGAUCCUGGCUCUGUACGAGAACCUCAAGUCCCUCACCAACAUCUUCAUCCUCAACCUGGCCAUCUCUGACCUCAUCUUCACCACCGGCCUCCCCUUCUGGGCCAUCUACCACAUCUGGGGGUGGAUAUUUUCAAAUAUGCUCUGCAAAAUCGUGACUUUUGUCUUCUUCAUUGGGUUCUACAGCAGCAUCCUCUUCCUGACCAUCAUGACCAUCUACAGGUACCUGGCAGUGGUCCACCCUCUCUCCAACCUGAGGAUCCAAAAACUCAGCACUGGUAUUUUACUUACCCUGCUAAUGUGGAUGAUAAGUAUUGCAGCAGCCAUGCCCUCCCUGCUCUACAGCUCCGUCAUCUUGAUCCCCCAGGAGGAUACACACUCCUUGGGCUGUGAAUACGAAUCCACCCUGUGGAUAAGCAUCGCUGUCUCCCAGCAGAAUAUUUUCUUCUUGGUUGCUUUUGUGGUGAUUGGUUUCUGCUACAUCCGGAUACUCGGAAAAAUCUCACAAACGAGAUCCCACACGAAGAAUCGAGCAGUGAAGCUGGUCCUCUGCAUCGUGGCGGUAUUCUUCAUCGGCUGGGUGCCGUACAACGUGGUGAUAUUUCUGAGGACUCUGGGUGACAACUUGGUCCCACCGUUUUACCACUGUAAAGUCAGCAUCCAGCUCGAUUAUGCAUUCCAUGUGUGUCGGCUCAUUGCUUUCUCACACUGCUGCCUCAACCCUGUCUUUUAUGCGUUUGUCGGUGUGAAGUUCAGGAGCCAUCUGAAGUCAAUGAUGCAGCAAAUGUUCAGUCGGAAAAGUCCAGUCGAGGAGCCGCAGAUCAGAAUGCAAAACCUCAUCUCACACGGAUCACUGUACUAG
This is a messenger RNA of Limanda limanda (common dab), 1071 nucleotides long. It is a transcript of the gene xcr1a.1, whose product is annotated as chemokine (C motif) receptor 1a, duplicate 1. Gene Ontology annotation, molecular function: chemokine receptor activity. Gene Ontology annotation, cellular component: membrane. Gene Ontology annotation, biological process: chemotaxis; G protein-coupled receptor signaling pathway; immune response. The record is from RefSeq and is a predicted model, not a curated record. The transcript has 2 exons. Lineage: Eukaryota; Metazoa; Chordata; Actinopteri; Pleuronectiformes; Pleuronectidae. Bases 52 to 1071 code for a protein of 339 amino acids.